GCUGGACAGGCAAAGCAACUCAAACUUGAAGAAAUGAAACAUCCAGGGAGAACCACAUUGUGCUUCGUGAUCCUUGUGAUUUAUUCUUCCCAAGUCACAGCGACCUGGAAUAUAGAGUCUAUUGUUCAUCCUUUGAGUCUCCAGGAGCAUGAACUAGCAGAGGAGGAGCCACUGAGGCAGAAACGAGCGGUUGCCACGAGUCAUCCUACAGCUAAAGAGUACACUGUUGAUAUCGAGAUCAGUUUUAAAAAUGCCUCCUUCCUGGAUCCUGUCAAAGCUUACCUGAACAGCCUCAGUUUCCCAAUUCAAGGCAAUGACACUGACCCCAUUGCCAACAUUCUGAGCAUAGAGGUGACAACAGUCUGCAGACCUACUGGAAAUGAAAUCUGGUGCUCCUGUGAGACAGGCUACAGGUGGCCUCAGGAACAGUGCCUUCACAAUCUCACAUGUCAAGAGCAUGACCACGCCCCUGCAGGGCAUCGUUGCAAUUGCCUUAAAGGACUGCCUCCCAAUGGACCCUUUUGUCAGCUCCAGAGAGACAUAACCCUGAGAAUGUCAGUCAGACUCAAUGUGGGCUUUCAAGAAGACCUCAGGAACACUUCCUCUGCCCUCUACAGGUCCUACAAGACUGACUUGGAAACAGCGUUCUGGAAAGGUUACAGUAUUUUACCUGGCUUCAAAUUGGUGACUGUGACAGGGUUCAGGCCCGGAAGUGUGGUUGUGGCAUAUGAAAUCAGAACUACAACGCCAUCCCCUGGAUUAAUGCACAGAGCGAAUGAGCUGGUCACACAGAACCUCAACCAGACCUACAAAAUGGACUACACUUCUUUCCAAGCAGUGACUAGUAAUGAAACCAGGUUCUCUGUCACACCAGAAAUCAUCUUUGAAGGUGAUACGGUAACUCUGGUGUGUGAAACCGACGUUCCGUCCUCCAACGUGUCCUGGCACCACGUGGGGAGGCUCUCCGACAUCCAGAAUGGCAGCCGGUUCUGGGUGUACACCACCGUGCUCAACAACCUGACCUCUGUGUCGCGCCUCACCGUGUUCAACAUCACUCUGGGGGACGCGGGUGAAUAUAUUUGCAAACUGACCAUAGAUAUUUUUGAAUAUGAGUCCAGAAAAAAGAUUAAUGUGACCCCCAUCCGAAUUUUGGCAAAUGAAGACAUGAAGGUGACGUGUGACAACAGUCCUGUGUCUCUGAACUGCUGCAGUGAGAUCAAUGUGAACUGGAGUCAAGUGAAAUGGAAGCAGGAGGGGGAGAUAACCAUUCCAGGGAACUCUGAAGCAGACUCAGGUUCCAGCUGCAGCAGGUACACCCUCAAGGCCGACGGGAGUCAGUGUCCCAGUGGGUCCGCCGGAAGGACAGUCAUCUACACGUGUGAGUUCAUCAGCUUCCACGGAGCCCGAGGCAGUAAGAGCAUAGAAGUGACAUUCACGUCUGUGGCCAACUUAACAAUAACCCCGGACCCAAUUUCUGUUUCUGAGGGACAAAACUUUUCUAUAAAGUGCAUCAGUGAUGUGAGUAACUAUGAUGAGGUGUAUUGGAAAACUUCUGCUGGAAUUAAAAUAUACCAAAGGUUUUACACCGCAAGGAAGUAUCCUGAUAGAGCGGAGUCGGUGCUGACUGUGAGGAGCUCGACAAGGGAGUGGAACGGAACCUAUCAGUGCAUGUUUAAAUAUAAGAAUUCAUACAGUUUUGCCACCAAAGAUGUCACUGUUCACCCGCUGCCUCAAGAGCCGAACAUCAUGGUCGACCCUUUGGAAGCUUCAAUCCCAUGCACAGGUUCCCAUCCCUUCACAUGCUGCGUGGAGGAGGAUGAAGACUACAAAGUCACUUUCCAAGUGGACACCCUGUCCUUUCCUGCUGCAAAAGAAGUUCAUGGAAAGCAAGUGUGCUACAAAUUCAAUUUCAUGGCAAAAUCAAUAGUUUCCUGGUGUCCAAAACAUGUCAACGUGUUCUGUCACUUCACCAAUGCCGCUAAUAAUUCAGUCCGGAGUCGGUCUAUGAAGCUGAAUCUGGUGCCUGGAGAGAACAUCGCAUGUCGAGAUCCCAUAAUAGGUGUGGGGGAGCCUGGGAAAGUGAUCCCGAAGCUCUGCCGGUUCUCGAACCUGUCCAGUAGCCCUGCGAGUCCUGUUGGAGGGAUCAUGACCUACAAAUGUGUGGGCUCCCAAUGGGAGGUGAAGAAAAGCGACUGCAUUUCUGCCCCAAUAAACAGUCUGCUCCAGUUGGCCAAGGCUUUGAGCAAGAGCCCCUCUCAGGACAAGAAGCUGCCUACAUACCUGAAGGACCUUUCUGUCAGCACAGACAAGGUGGCACAUGAAGUCAGUUCAUCUCCGGGGAACCUGGGAGCCAUUGUUAACAUCCUUGAUUUGCUCUCAACAGUUCCAAUCCAAGUGAAUUCAGAAAUGAUGAUGAAUGUUCUCCUUACGCUCAAUGUCAUCCUUGACAAGCCCAUCCUGAGUACGUGGAAGGUGUUACAACAGCAACAGACCAAUCACAGCUCACAGCUACUAGAUUCUGUGGAAAGAUUUUCCCGAGCAUUACGGUCAAAAGAUAGCACCAUUUUGUCCAUCUCCCACACCAACGUGCAGAUGAGGGGCAUGGUAAUAAAAUCUGGCUCUCCAAAACCCUACGAACAGAGGUUUGUUUUCUCAGACUCCGACCUUUGGGGCAAUGUGGCUAUUGACGAGUGCCACGUGGAGAACUUGCAGCCAGACACAUCUAUUGUCACCGUGGCUUUCCCAACUCUCAAAACCAUCCUCGCCCAGGAUACUCAGGGCAAGAAUUUUGCAGACAGCUUAGUGAUGACAACCACUGUCAGCCACACAAUAACCGCUCCAUUCAGGAUUUCAAUGACUUUUAAGAACAACAACUCCUUAGGUGGGAAACCACAAUGUGUCUUCUGGAACUUCAGCCUCGCCAACUAUACAGGAGGGUGGGAUAGCAGUGGGUGCUAUAUGAAAGUCGAUGGGGACAGUGUCGUCUGCAGCUGUGACCACCUAACGUCAUUCUCCAUCCUCAUGUCCCCUGACUCCCCAGACCCUGAUUCUCUCCUGAAAAUACUGCUGGAUAUCAUUUCCUACAUUGGGUUGUGCUUUUCCAUCCUGAGCUUAGCAGCCUGUCUAGUUGUGGAAGCUGUGGUAUGGAAGUCCGUGACCAAGAAUCGGACUUCCUAUAUGCGUCACAUCUGCAUAGUGAACAUUGCAGCCUCCCUUCUGGUUGCUGACAUCUGGUUCAUUGUGGCCUCCACCAUCCGGGACCAUCACUACGUACUCAAUGAGACAGCCUGUGUGGCUGCCACCUUCUUCAUCCACUUCUUCUACCUCAGCGUCUUUUUCUGGAUGCUGACUCUGGGCCUCAUGCUCUUCUACCGCCUGGUUUUCAUCCUGCAUGAUUCAAGCAAAUCCAUUCAGAAGGCUAUUGCCUUUUCUCUCGGCUAUGGAUGCCCUCUUAUCAUCUCAGUCAUCACAGUGGGUGCCACUCAGCCUAGGGAAGUCUACACGAGGAAGAAUGCCUGUUGGCUCAACUGGGAGGACACCAAGGCUCUGCUGGCCUUCGUCAUCCCAGCACUGAUCAUCGUGGUGGUGAACAUGACCAUCACCGUUGUGGUCAUCACCAAGAUCCUGAGACCUUCCAUUGGAGACAAGCCCAACAAGCAGGAGAAGAACAGCCUGUUUCAGAUCACCAAGAGCAUUGGAGUCCUCACGCCACUCUUGGGGCUCACCUGGGGUUUUGGCCUCGCCACUGUGUUCCAGGGAAGCAAUGCUGUGUUCCAUAUUGUGUUUACCCUCCUCAAUGCCUUCCAGGGAUUAUUCAUUCUGCUCUUUGGGUGCCUCUGGGACCAGAAGGUACAGGAAGCUUUGCUGAAAAAGUAUUCUCUGUCAAGAUGGUCUUCACAGCACUCAAAGUCAACAUCCCUAGGUUCGUCAACACCUGUAUUUUCUAUGAGUUCUCCAAUAUCAAGAAGAUUCAACAAUUUGUUUGGUAAAACAGGAACCUACAAUGUUUCCACCCCGGAAACAACCAGCUCAUCCUUGGAAAACACAUCCAGUGCUUAUUCGUUGCUCAACUAAGAACAGGAGAAUCCAACCCAUGUGACUCUCGGGGAACAGUGGCUGUGCUCUGAAAAAGAGAUCCUUUCCAAGCCCUGGGUAACACAUCCCUCCACAGGCUUCUGGGAGCUGAUGCCGAAGAGACUUUUUCAGUAGGGAAGAGCCUUUCUUGUGUAAAGACGGACGAAAAGUAAUUAAUUGUUCCAUUUAUUUUGCUGCCCCACCCCCACCCUUUGUGUGAUACCAAAUGUGUAUAGUAUUUAAGUGAAACUCAACUUUCCCAAAGCCCAACUAUCUGUCUAUAUUGUAAAAUAGAAUUUGAAAGAGACAUUCUCACUUUUCACAUGUUGGCCACAAAGAUAAGCUUUCAUUAAAAUAAUAAGUAAAAAUGCUAGUACCUAGGAAAUACUUCAGUGAAUUUAAGGAAGGAAGGAAGGAAGGAAGGAAGGAAGGAAGGAAGGAAGGAAGGAAG
This is a messenger RNA of Eptesicus fuscus (big brown bat), 4525 nucleotides long. It is a transcript of the gene ADGRF5, whose product is annotated as adhesion G protein-coupled receptor F5. Bases 34 to 4074 code for a protein of 1346 amino acids. Gene Ontology annotation, cellular component: membrane. The transcript is spliced from 21 exons. The record is from RefSeq and is a predicted model, not a curated record. Lineage: Eukaryota; Metazoa; Chordata; Mammalia; Chiroptera; Vespertilionidae. Gene Ontology annotation, molecular function: G protein-coupled receptor activity. Gene Ontology annotation, biological process: G protein-coupled receptor signaling pathway; cell surface receptor signaling pathway.